CAUGCCGUCGCCACUAGCAGCGCCGCCGGGCCCUCUCCUACCACCUUCGAUGCCCAUGCCGAUACCUGUUUCUCACCAGCACGGCUUCACGGCUUCCAACAUCGCAUUCUCUCAGUACACGGCUUCGCUGCAUCAGCAGCAGCAACAGCAGGCCCAGCUGCAGCAGGGGUCACCACAGGCACUGCACCAGGACGAGCAGGGUAGCAACCACCACAACCGCAUUGUGGAGCAGCGCAUCAAGCAGAUGCUCCACAUCGAUGGUGGCCCUGCCCCUCCUGCUGCUCCUGCCGUCCCGGCUGCAGCUGCCGCCCCCAGCCCCUCAUCCCACGAGGCAAUGAGUGCUAUCCCCUCGCCACGCUCGCCACGCUCAUCGGAUGUGCACCCUUACCCACCAGCACCAGUGCCCUUGCCGAUGCCCAUUGCGAUGCCGCUGCCGCUGCCAGCACCGUCGUCAUACCAGCAGCACCCGCUGCUGCACCAUGUGGACGAUGUGAGCGUCAGCAUGUCGGGACCGAUCGGCUCGCAUCACUCAGGUGUGGGGUUGAGCUCGAGCCCCUCACUCGACAGCAGGGGGGAGGGCGACAGCACACACCUGGGUGGAGGAGCUAGUGGCGAGCCAAUGCCCUGGGCGAGCCCAGCAGGUGAGAAUGAAUAAUGUAUUUUGAUCCACAUGAGCUCAGCUGCAGUAUCUGCCAUGAGCACCCGCCGUCUGUGUGUGUGUUGGUGUCUUUUCAUCAGGUGUCCCCCUUCCGUCAGCCCUUCACUUCGGCGGCUCUCCCCACCCGAUGCUCGUCGGGCGACCCAAUGGCGUCGUCCCUCCCCCGCCCCCUGCUCACAUGCAGCCCCGGCCCCGACCAACACCCCUCCCCAUCCGCCCUCUGCAAAGCUACGCCGGCUCCUCUCUCCACCACCACCACCACCAGGACACAAGAGUGCCCAUCCACCAGACCAGGAUAGCAGCUCCGGCCAGCAGCGCCAAUCUGGUGUCGUCUGAUGGAGGCGUGGGCCAGCAGAUGUCACCGACUUCAGAGUCGAGUGGCCCUCCAUCGUCUGUGGUGGACAACCAGCCGGGCGGGGCGCCGCCGCCCAACGGUGUGUGGCAGCAGGUGCCCAGUGGCCCCACGAGCGACUUCGAGAACCUGCCAAAGGCCAUUAGGAGCCACGAGCUGCCCGUCACUAACCAAUACCAAGCGGUGAGUGAGUCAGGGAGGUAGCGGGAUGGACUGAACGCAUUCGCGAAUGUGUGUGUGGUCCUUCCUAAUUUGUAUGCGAAGGCUGGUGAGGCCUCGCCGGGUCUAUCUGAGUGGGACACGUGUGUGGAGGUGCGGUGUGUGGCGGCGUCGGUGGAUGUCCAGACCAUCCGGGACAUCGCGAGAGAGUCGGGCGCCGCCCAGUGGUACGCCGACGUCGAUGCGGCCCGCAGUUGGGACCGCCGCUGCCACGUCAUGACACUCUACUUCCUCUUCAGCACGGUACAACCACCCAAAGACACCCACACACCCACACACACGGAUGUUUUCUUGUCUAUGUGCAGGCUGAGGAUGCGUCGGUGGCCGCGAAUCGUUUCCCGCGCGACGCCCGCCUCCACAUGCCGCACCCACCACCGCCGCCACUCAAGCACUGGACAAUCAAGGUACGCUCUCGCAAUCGCGCACAGCCUAACGACGGCAGGGGAAGUGUGUGUGGUGUUGACGGAUGCACAGGUGAGCCAAGGCAGGUUGACCAACAUCCAGGGACCGCCGCUGCCGUCAGGGCUGUUCAACUAGCCAGACAGACAGACAGACAUCCAUCGUGGGUUUGCAAAGGAAUGCAGCGGUGGUUGGUGUCCACAUCUGCAUGAGAUGAGCUGAGCUGAGAUGGAAGCGAAGCAAGGAAGAGUGAGUGCAUUGAUUCAUUCCUUCGUUGAUGGUGACACACACGCGAUGGGUAGGUAGAACGGGGGGAUGCAUGCAUGGAUGGAGACGUAUACACACAUACCUAUGCAGACAAGGAUUGCGUAGCGACGGACUCUCACUCCCGGGCGGCGGCUGUUUUUGCGUGUGUGGACGACAGACAGGGGAAAGACCACAGGGUGUCGGUGUCGUGUUCAAUGCACGGUCAUGUCGCAG
Messenger RNA from Vitrella brassicaformis, 2108 nucleotides. The record is from the annotation of a GenBank genome assembly. Lineage: Eukaryota; Vitrellaceae.